Messenger RNA from Capronia epimyces CBS 606.96, 1839 nucleotides. RefSeq lists its product as uncharacterized. The transcript has a single exon. Lineage: Eukaryota; Fungi; Ascomycota; Eurotiomycetes; Chaetothyriales; Herpotrichiellaceae. Gene Ontology annotation, biological process: protein phosphorylation. Gene Ontology annotation, molecular function: protein kinase activity; ATP binding. Bases 1 to 1839 code for a protein of 612 amino acids. The record is from RefSeq and is a predicted model, not a curated record.
AUGGCUGAGCUGGGCACCGCCAUGGGGGCAGCGUCUUUCGCCUUCGACCUCCUCGGCAAAUGUGUCCAAGGCUUCAUCCUCGUCCGGACCGCGCAGAAGAUCGGCAAGGACGGGCUGUCUCUCCUUCGCAUGCUGGAUAUUGAGGAGAUUCGGCUCACCACAUGGGCUCGCCGAGCACGUCUCCUGGACUCUGGAUAUUUGGAUGAGAGGCUCAAUGCGGUGCUGGUCGAAAAGGCCCUCACCCAGCUCUUCUUUUGCCUGUCAGAUACCAACAAGUUGAAAGAGAGAUAUGGUCUUCAGCUGGUCCAGACUCCGCCGGACUUGUCCUCUCCUGACCCAUCCUCCCUCGCGCAAGCCAUGUCCCUCUCCGCCCUCGCCGUCGCAGAUUCGCGGGAGCCUCCCAGUUUGCCCAUUUCGGACGAGCUACGGGCGGAGAUCUUGCUGAAGGCGGGAAUCAUCAAGGACAAGAACGCGUUUCCAAAGCGGCUCUUUUGGGCUGCCUGGGACAAAACAAAGUUCCGCGAGUUCAUUGGCCAGGUCCAUCAUCUUAUCCAAACACUCUGGCGUACGCUGGACGACGCUAGACUGGAGGCCCUGUCGAGGGAUGUCAAUCAAUCUGUUUCUCACCUCGUACGACUCGAAGAAAAGGUCGAUCAGCUUUUCGCCAUCGCUUCCGCCGUCGGCUUCCUCUCAGGCGACGGCCGGCUAAGUCCCAAUCAAGGCAGCGAAGACUCCGCCGAAUCUGCCCUGGGGGCUGCAGCUCAUCUCAAAGCCGACAGAAACAGAAUCCGGCAUGAUCAAGCUGAUGCAGAUGCAACCGACAGUGUUGCCUUCCAUCUAUCUUCCCAGUCCGGUCCACCGGUCGAGACCUUUUCCAGGACAGAGCUGCUCGCGGAACAAAAGAUCGCGGGCAACCCAAGACUUGUCACAGCCAAGUUUCGACACUCUGACGUGGUGGUGGAGUGGAAGGUCCUGUACAAGGAGUCCAAAGGGAAAAUCCUGCCACGAGUCCGGAGCCUGGCGUACCUUCUCAGCACCACGCAACAUCCGGCCUUCCGCAUUCCUAAAUGCAUUGGGUUGGUCGAAGAGGAGGCUCAGAUCGGGUUGAUCUUUGAGAGGCCAGCCGGGUCGAAGGAUUCCAUUUACAGUCCAAAGCCCCUGCUGGAAUGCUUCAACAAGCGAUAUCCCUUACCGAGCGCAUCGGUCCGCCUCCAGCUGGCCCUGAAAGUAAUCCAGGUCUUCCAACUGCUCCACGUGGCGGGAUGGUGGCACAAGGAUCUGCGGUCGGAGAACAUUGCAUUUUUUCCACGCUGUGAUGAUACGGCUUUGAUAUCAGAUCCGUCCGCAUUCGAAGCUCUACUAUUGCAUCCCAUGCUGAUGGGCUUCUCGUUUGCCAGAGAGGCAAGCCCUUCGGCAAUCUCUGAGCAGCCCUCAGAUGAAGUCAGUCAUGACAUAUAUCGUCAUCCAGAAGCGCUCGGACAACCAUCUAAAAGCUUUGAUGAGGAUAAGGACAAUUACGCGCUUGGGAUGGUCCUGGUCGAGAUUGCCGAAUGGCGUUCGCUCCGCUCCAUCCUCAGAGCUGACAAGGUAAUUAACUUUGACCGGGACGUGUCGUUCGACCAACUGUCAACGAUACAAUCCUUCAUGUUGCAGGAGGGAAAGGAUUCGAUCGCGCAGCGCGUGGCAUUCAGACUGGGUCGUUCGUAUCUCAAACUGGUCAUGCUAUGUCUGAGAGCUCCCUCAGCAUUCGCGCCAGGCCACCUUGAACAGCAAAGCAGCGCGUCCAGACAAAAAAUGUUUGAGGAGGCGGUGAGGGAACUCGAGGAGUGCAGAUUGUGA